Alosa sapidissima (American shad) is the source of this 6200-nucleotide messenger RNA. RefSeq names its product kinase insert domain receptor like (gene kdrl). Gene Ontology annotation, molecular function: ATP binding; transmembrane receptor protein tyrosine kinase activity. Lineage: Eukaryota; Metazoa; Chordata; Actinopteri; Clupeiformes; Clupeidae. Bases 527 to 4435 code for a protein of 1302 amino acids. The transcript has 30 exons. The record is from RefSeq and is a predicted model, not a curated record. Gene Ontology annotation, cellular component: signaling receptor complex. Gene Ontology annotation, biological process: protein phosphorylation; positive regulation of kinase activity; cell surface receptor protein tyrosine kinase signaling pathway.
UAGAGGAGGCAGCCGAAGAGACUCAGAAUUUCCUGUCACAGUGAUACACUGUGUGAGUAGCCUAAGCACUGAAUGAGACAUUUCCCAAAUGCCACAGGUUUUAAAAUGAGGGAAUCUUGGCACUUUUGAUAUAACAAGAAGAAGAAGAACAACAACACGCUGUAAUCCAGAGCUGUUGGAGAGGCUCUUGUUAAAAUUCCUCUCGCCCAGUCCCGGGGAGGCAGCACCUGCCUGGGGGACCGGCGUAAUUCAGUUGUCGCUAUUGGAGAAUUCGCCGAAUCCAAGGAACGCGCAGAUUUUAGAAGUGACUCUUCCUCGCGUCAUGGAGUGCACAGACAGUUGCUGAGUCUGAGUACGGUUACUUUCAUUUAAAAGGAAGAAGGGGGGAAAUCAACGUUUUGUCUACUCAGCAAAGAAGGAACUUAUUAGUGAUAGUGGAAUAUAGACUAUCACUAUCUUGACUGAACGACUGGCUUUGUUGGGCUGCACUUUGGAGUUUAUUGGAGAGAUUCUCGGAGCCGUCAGAAUGACCCCCAUCGGCUGCGCCAAACGGUCAUUCGUUCUUCUUCCCUGUUUAAUAUCCCUUAUUGGGCUGGUGGAGGGGGUGCGGGAGCUGCAUCUGAUGUCAGGAAACCAUCAGCAUGUACAUCAUGUGGGAGACUCCCUCACACUCGUCUGCAGGGGUUCACGGAGGCUGAACUGGACCCUCCCCGGCAGAGACCUGCUCUCUGAGGGAGUCCGUGUGGAAGACUGCUCCCAGAGGAAGCAGCACUGCAAGAGGCUGCUCCUGCACAACCUCACAUACAAUGACACUGGCUAUUAUGAAUGCAGCUCACCCAGACACGCAAAAUCCAUUUAUGUGUUUGUCGAAGAUCACGCUCAACCUUUCAUGGAACCCUUCAUAAACAGUCCACAGGUGCUGUUCUCCUACAGACAUGACAAGUCUGUCCUAAUACCCUGCAGAACAACAUCACCUGACUUUAAUGUCACCCUGGAGACUGCCCCACCUAUCUCAGAAGAUCUCAAAACAAAGGUGAAAUGGGAUCCUAAGGAAGGUUUUACUCUUCCGUACAAAACCAUGUGGGACUCCUAUUUUAUGCUGACAUGCUCAACCACUGUCAGUGGCAGGACAUACACGUCCAAGUACAUUAUUCAAAGAUUAACUAAAGUACUGAAGAAUGUGAAGAUCAUCCGCCCACAUCGUGAUGAACCUGUGGAGCGUCUAGUCGGGGAGAAACUAGUCCUUAAUUGCUCAGGAGAGACCAAGUCGUCUGGCAGAAUCAUAUUUAAAUGGCAACACCCCAAUGGUACUCUUAUGUCUGGCAAAAACUUCGGACCCGAAGGCUAUGAAAUCAAUCGCAUAAUGACUAGUGUACUCACUUUACCCAGCAUAACAAUGCAGGACACGGGGAAUUACACGUGCAUCGCCGAGGUUGAGAACCAAAAGAACAGCACGGCAGAGGUCAUCGUCUACAAGCAUCCAUUUUUGAAACUGGAACACCAAGGUCCUCAAACCAAUACAGUUCAGGAAUUUAACAAAGUGAUGUUUGAACCUUUUGUCCAUACUUAUCCAAAACCCAAAGAAGUUGAAGUGAUUUGGUAUAAGAAUAAUGUGCGCAUCCCGAAGAAUGCCACAUGCUAUCAUAUGUCGCGCCGCAAGCUCAUCAUCAAAGAAGUGAAGUGGGAACAUACGGGGCUCUACACCGUGGAGGUGAAGAACGCAGCCAGCGGCCUGACCCGCAGUCUCAACUACAGCCUGGUGGUGGAGGUGAAGCCGGUGAUUCUUGAGGAGGGCGUGAUGACCAAGGAGCCGCGCUCCAUCACCCAAGGCCAGCCUCAGCACCUCACCUGCACUGCAUUUGGCUACCCCAUGCCAGAGGUCACCUGGUUCUGGCAGCCCUGCGACCCCAAUCCAGACUUUCAAGAGUGCAGACUGCUGAGUGAACCCUUAGCAGUGCGGGUUCAAAUGGAAGAGGACUACCCACACAACUGGGUUGAGAUGAUCGACAGCAAGUCCGCAGAGUUGAAGGGUGUAAACAAGACCAUUAGCACCCUGGUGGUGGCAGCAGCCAAUGUGUCAGGCGUUUAUUCCUGUGAAGCCAUCAACAAAGUUGGCAAACACAAAAUGGACACAAUUUUCUACGUCAAUGAUGGUUCAGAGUCGUUAGAAAUAUCUCCCGACACAGCCAUUGAGGGGUCUGACGUCACACUGACUUGUCGGGCUACACGAUACCUCUACAGUAACGCGCACUGGUAUGAUGCAUUCAACCGAACCAUCCUGGGAAUAGAAGAACAAAACAGGCUGUACACCUCUGUGUCCAUCAUGGUGCAGAAUGUGUCCAGAAACUUCACAGAGGAGUACCACUGCAGGGCCCUCAACCUCUUCACAGGGAAAGAGAUCCAGAAAUCUGCUGCACUUGUUAUCAAUGAGAGGAAGAUCCCAUCCCUGAGACAGAACCUGACCGAACAGGAUGUGAACAGCAGCAGCACUCUGAUGCUGACCUGCCUCGCCCAGGGCGUUCCACAGCCCAACAUCACAUGGUACAGAAAUGACCUUCCGGUGGUUGAAGGACAAGGGGUCAGCCUGAUGGCUGAGGGGGUCUUAGUCAUCCAGCGGGUGAAGAAGGAGGAUGAGGGCAUGUAUGAGUGCCGCGCCACCAAUGAUAUGGGAGUGGUGGCGUCCAGUGCCUUCGUCCGGGUUGUUGGAGAUGAGGGCAAAGCCAACAUUGAAGUCAUAGUGCUGGUGUGCACCGGCGCAGCAGCCACCUUCCUCUGGAUCAUGCUGAUCCUCUUCAUCCGCAAACUCAGAAAGCCCAGCCCUGCGGACAUCAAAGCUGGUUACCUGUCCAUCAUCAUGGACCCUGACCACAUGCCUCUGGACGAGCAGUGUGACCGCCUCCCAUACGAUAGCAACAAGUGGGAGUUUCCCCGAGACCGCCUCCGACUUGGUAAAACUCUGGGGCACGGGGCCUUCGGGAAGGUGGUGGAGGCCUCUGCCUUUGGGAUUGAUAAGCUGUCGACAUGCAAGACGGUAGCGGUAAAAAUGCUCAAAGGCGGAGCCACGAAUAAUGAGUGGAAAGCGCUCAUGUCUGAGCUGAAAAUACUGAUUCACAUCGGCCAUCACCUCAACGUGGUCAACCUACUGGGAGCCUGCACCAAGCCUGGAGGGCCCCUAAUGAUUAUUGUGGAGUUCUGCAAGUAUGGCAAUCUGUCCAACUACCUAAGGAGCAAGCGGGCUGACUUUGUGGUUUAUAAGAGUCAGGAUGGCAAGGCUCUGCCCUCGGGCUCCGGCUGUGACCUGAGCGAGCUCAUCAAGCGCCGUCUGGAGAGCGUGGCCAGCACCGGAAGCUCCGCCAGCUCCGGCUUCAUCGAAGAUAAGAGCUACUGCGAUUCGGAGGAAGAGGAGGAAGAAUCUGAGGACUUGUAUAAGCGGGUUCUGACCAUGGAGGACUUGAUUUGUUACAGCUUCCAAGUGGCGAAAGGCAUGGAGUUCUUGGCAUCGCGAAAAUGCAUCCAUCGUGACUUGGCUGCCAGAAACAUUUUGUUGUCUGAAAACAAUGUGGUGAAGAUAUGUGAUUUUGGCCUUGCAAGAGACGUCUAUAAAGACCCUGAUUACGUGCGCAAAGGAGAUGCCAGACUUCCCCUGAAGUGGAUGGCACCAGAGGCCAUUUUUGACAAGAUCUACACUACGCAGAGUGAUGUGUGGUCAUUCGGCGUUCUCAUGUGGGAGAUCUUCUCGCUGGGUGCGUCCCCAUAUCCUGGCGUACAAAUUGAUGAAGAGUUCUGCUGCCGACUGAAGGAGGGCACCAGGAUGAAGGCACCUGAAUACUCCUCCUCAGAGAUAUACCAGACCAUGCUGGACUGCUGGCAGGGGAACCCUGUGGAAAGACCCACAUUCACAGAGCUGGUGGAGACACUCGGGGACCUUCUGCAGGCCAGUGUGCAACAGGAAGGGAAGCAUUACAUCCCCAUCAACACGGCCCUGCUGACCAAAGAGGCCAAGCCCUCCAGCCCUGCACCGACAGAGGAGUCCUCCAGCCGGCCACUCUCCCAGAGGGACUCGGGCACAUGGAACAUUAAGAUCCGACCCGCUAGCGUGAAGACCUUCGAUGAGGUAACCAUGGAGAAUGGGACAAAUGAUAUCCAUGAGGGGGGACAGUCAGAUAGUGGAAUGGGCCUGUCCUCAGAUAGUAUGAAGACACUGAAGCGCUUGGAGUCCCUGGCCAGGCCCUUGAGCAUCAUGGCUCUGGCAAUGAAAACUGUGAGCAAGAGUAAGGAGUCCGUCCUAACCGAAGGGGACAGGGAGAUGUACCAGGCACCCGUCCCCUCGCUGGACUUCAGCCUGGAGGACUCGUCCCUGGACCCUGAGCUGGAGCGCCACAGCCCCCCUCCAGACUAUAACUCCGUGGUCCGCUACUCAACCCCGCCUGUCUAGAGAUGCCUUGUGCUGAGAGACCCAAAGAGCCACCAGUCCUCUCUGCUCCUCACCUGGGCAAACUGAUCGCCUCUGCUCCUCUCCUCUCCUCUCCUCUCCCCCUCCUGAACUGAAGCGUGCGCCUCCAACUCCUCAGGAGUUGUCACAUACAGCCACUCCAAUUUCUGUUUUUGCUCUAGUUUUCAAAGACUUUUUGGUGCCUUAGUUGCGGUCGAUUCUUUGGACGCUCGUUCCUUUCUCUGUUCUGUUUUCAAAUGAGCACUUUCCAGGAGUAGAUUUUUGUUUGUCGAGGUAAGUACAGUGGUCAGAGGAAGGGGAUGUCCAUUUUUCAUUAGCCUCGCCAAGCGCUGCUCACACUGUGCCCACACCACUGUGCUAUCCACAGAAACAGCUAAAGACAGCCUCAGGUAUUCCUUUUAUCUACUGUGAACACAAAAAGAAGCACAACACAUUCUUGUUAUAGCAGCAGAUCUAAUGACAUUCCACUAAAGGCACUGGUGGCUAUCCAGAAAUGAAGCAAGCCAACUUUCCUUAAUGAAAAAUGAAGCGCGAUAAGACAGCGGGGAGGGUAGAUUUUUGAAUGGUUUUGACAUAUUAAUUAUUUCAAUUCUGUACAAAUAUUUUAUGAAACUGGAAUGUUAUUUGAUAUUUUAUUUUAAUAGUAUGUAAUUAUUUUGAAAAUAGCCCUAAAAUAUUUUAUAAUAUUUUUUGAACAAAUGUUUUAUAUCUAAGCUUAUUCUUGGCCUCUCUAAAACAUGUAUUUUUUAAAAGCAACUGUCAGACUAGCAACACAGGGGUCCUUGAAUUAUUGAAAAUGCCGUCUGGAAAUAUAUCUCACUGGAUUGGCCAGAGUUAAAUAAUCCACAUUAAAUCCACACAAAAGAUGUCUCAGCCAGGUAAAUUUGAGGAAGCCCAGAGUUUUUAUUGCACCCUCUACACAAUCACUAUACACAAACACUUAUUUAUUUCAUAUAGUCAUAUCAGAUUUUAUUCCACAUGGACUUAUCUCUGUAGUAUGUUAAAGGAAGUAUGAAUGUGGGUGUGUCUGGAGGGUUUGGGUUGUUUUGUUGUCAGUGUUAUUAGUCAUCACCAUAUGAGUUAUAUGUCAUCAGAUUAUUAUAUGCAUUUGGUUAAAUCAUCUGCAGCAGUAAGUCAGAGCAGUCAAACCAAAGGUAAUGCCUUACUCCCUCUGAUGCAAGGCAUCAUGCUGUUAACACUACUGUAUACAAGAUCAUUGCCUGAGUAUUGCUGUUGCUAACCACAUUGUUUGUAGUGAAGGUAUAUUUUUUUCCUGCUAAAAUAAAAGGAGAGCUUGCAGGGCAGGCUACAAGUGAGCUUAUAACCUUUUCAACAGGCUGGUCACUUUGGUAUAUACUGCUCAUGGGAAGUUAAGUUAAACGCUUGUGCAAAUUUAUAGUUUUUGCUCUGUAUUAAAAGUGGAAGUUAUUAGAAAGAUUAUCAGUAGUGAAUGAGGACAGUCUUGUAAAAGUCUUAGAUUAAGUUGAUCAUUAGAGAAGGUCCUAUGUUUCUUAACACUAACUUAGUGUGUAUGUGCCAGUAUUGCAGUCAGCAUUCAAUUUUACACCAAUUUCCAAACAACACGUACUGCCAAAUGAUGUCAGUAUUUGUUCUAGAUCGACCAGUCUGUGUGCGCUUUGAUGAAGUAAAAUGUAUGCACUGAUAUUUUUUAUCAAAUAUGGAUUUUUUUUUUGUAUUCAAAAUGUAUUUUAAUAUUAACCAAGCAUAUGACUUAAAUAAAUAAAUA